CACACUUGUGUGCGUAAAACCAGCCCCGAACCGGACACAAUAAACGCCUUUCACUGGGAGGAGAAACAACAACAACAAAACACUGAGAAAAACAGCAAUAUGCAGGUGCGUGUGAGUGGUGAAGCUGGACUUGGGAAGGAUCUGACCUGCUAGGACUUUAAUGAUGUCGACUCGGUGUCUGCAGCCCAUCUUUGUGUUUUGCUGAGCACCGGGCUGUGAGAGUGAUCCAGUGCUCCAGCGGCGGAGUGAGAGUGAUCCAGCAGUGGAGUGAGAGUGAUCCAGCAGUGGAGUGAGAGUGAUCCAGAGGUGGAGUGAGAGUGAUCCAGCGGUGGCGUGAGAGUGAUCCAGCGGCGGAGUGAGUGCGCUCCGGGAACUAUGGGACACGAGUGAGAGAAGAGAAGAGAAGAGAAGACGCGCGCGUCGUCUGUGCUGCGUUCAAGAAGAGUUGUGCAGUGAGGGAGAGAGACAUGGCAGCGGCCAUCGCCAGCGGCUUGAUCCGGCAAAAGCGGCAGGCACGGGAGCAGCAUUUAGACCGACCCUCCACUAACCGAAGGAGGAAGAGUCCGAACAAGAACAAAGGUCUCUGCAACGGCAACCUCGUCGACAUCUUCGCCAAAGUACGAAUUUUCGGCCUCAGGAAGCGAAGACUACGGCGUCAAGAUCCCCAGCUCAAGGGUAUAGUGACCAGGUUAUAUUGCAGGCAGGGAUACUACUUGCAAAUGAACGCAGAUGGAUCUCUUGAUGGGACCAAGGAUGACAGCAGUAAUUCUUCAUUGUUCAAUCUCAUCCCUGUGGGCCUCCGAGUUGUUGCUAUUCAGUCCGUGAAGACAGGGUUAUACAUCGCCAUGAAUGGAGAAGGCCAUCUGUACACAUCAGAACUCUUUACAGCUGAAUGCAAGUUCAAAGAGUCAGUGUUUGAGAACUACUAUGUGAUCUACUCGUCCAUGUUGUACAGGCAGCAGGAGUCAGGGAGAGCCUGGUUUCUGGGUCUCAAUAAAGAGGGCCAGGCAAUGAAGGGCAACCGAGUGAAGAAAACCAAACCAGCUGCUCACUUCCUGCCUAAGCCAUUAGAAGUCGCAAUGUACCGAGAGCCAUCAUUGCAUGAUGUGGGAGAGACCGUACCCAAAGCCGCUGCACCUCCUGCUAAAAGCACAAGCGAGCCGGCCGUGAUGAACGGAGGCAAACCCGUCAGCAAGGAGGCGAGCAAGCCCAGCACAUAACCCAGCAUCGGCUCAGAGAGAGAAAGAUUCUCUCCUUCUCUCUUGUAUGGAUCUGGUCCAGACGAGCCCCUCUCCUCCUCUCCUCCUUUUCUGCUCUCCUCUGACUUUCUCCAUCCACUUGGCAAAUCGAUUGCAGAAGUGUGGCCAAGCGUAGCGACGAGGAGGAUUCGACUGGAUGAAUCAGCUCAACCCGCACCAUGGAAUGCCCCAGCAGAUACGGAAUGCCUUUGCCCCCGGGCCCCACCCCUCCCCCUGCCUGCACAUAUAAUAAGAAGACCCAUUUUUCUGUGACUGUGACAAUCCAUGAGAACGAAGAGUGGAACGGCAGCCGUGGGUGCGUUGAGCAGCGGCCAUCUUUGUCUCGCUGAUGGUCACCCGUGACUACUUUUUUUUUGAGCCCUGUAACAGAAGCGUCUAAUUCAGAUCUAUUUUCUAUACACAGUGAACACCAGCUAUGUUCUGGGGAAGUAAACUACUGACUGACUUGCGAGAAAACAGGACUGUCGUCCUCGAAUUUUUUAUAGAGUUUCUUCCUGUGUCUCCUGCUCAGUCUUGCUUUCUUUCUCUUUUGUUUUCUUUUUCAUUGGUCAAACUCGCACUCUUUUCUCUUUGUCCAGUGCUAGAGAAAACCUUUGCAGGGGCUACGUGUGAUUUUUCUAACAACCCUAACAUCCAUCUAUGUGAACACAUCCAGUACACCCACCCACACCCACCCACCCACAUGCACACGCACGCACGCGCACGCACACACGCGUUACUUGUGCAGGACUGAGGUGUGCGUGGUGGCUCGCUUGCAGGGAAUAAUUCAGGAGGACUGGAGUCACCACAGAGCCUAUAGAAAUGCAAAUUAGCUUAGGCUCAGCACUGUUUCUCUUUCUUAAGUGUUUAGAAAGAGACACUGGAAGCCGAUUAUUCACUUACCCACAAAUCCAUGCUGCCCUCCUGCAGUCAGUGCAUGGACCUGAAUGCACAGAGGUGCCUGUGUUCACGUAGCUCAUAUCGUCGCCAAGCCGGCAUAUAGAGGAAGCCAAAUUCUAUUUUUCUUUACUGAUAGCUUAGAGCACACGCUCUAGGAACAUGUAUAGGCCUUGUAGGCCUCAGGUCAAGGCACUCCCCUCACGCUGAACUGUCAGCCAAUCCUGGUGUGGUGUUCACUUAAUGGGCCUUUUUGUUCCGCAAACGCAUGGGCAAGGUUAGUAUUGUGUUCUGUUCAUGACGUAUGAUGCAAAUCAAGAAAUGGCUUCACUGUAUGAAUUUUUUUUUUUUUUAAAAGCUUUAAAAAUAGACGUUUAAUGACUAGCUAUCAUAAUUAAAUUAAGAGAGGUUUUUUCCUAGCUCAGCAUGCAGAGUCCAGUACUGCUCAUAUUGGCCUAUUGUGUGCCUGUGAUGACCUCUAACCCAGCAUGCAAAAACAUGUACCCAGUCUGUGCUGGGUUAAAGGUGCCUCAUGCCCCUAAGAAACACACACAAACACAGAGUGGCUUAGUCCAUCUAUAAACACUCGUCUUACUUCCUAUUCUUUUGUAACGAUCUUGAUUGUGAAUUUUACCAAAGUUUAUCGAUCCAUCCGAGAAUCCAGACCCACCUAUCGCAGUAACAUGCAGUGGGCAGCACUAAAACCUCACCCACUCUGUCCAGUUUUGCUUCUUUGCUCACUGUGACAAAUAUUCACCCGCACAGCAGAAUAAACUUUGCCUUUUUGAGUAAAUCCUGGAUGGGUGGAACUGUAGUCAUGAGAGUAUACAGUUCAUUUGACUAAACACAUGGGGUACCGAUCAGUUAAUCACCUGCAUGCUUUUCCUUAAGGACCAAAAAAAAAAAAAAGGGAAAGGUAUAAUGGAUCAUUCGACUGUUUAAGCCAGCAUUGAACGGGCAUGUUAUUCAAACGUUCUCUCAUCCUACUUUCUCUGAAUUGAAAUGAUAGCACUUUCAAUUCUGAGUUUUCAUUUACUCACGACUUUUAGCAAACGAUCGAGGAUUUUCUGAAUCUCUGAUCAGAUUUGAUAUUAAGCCUGUCUUGCUUUAAUAACUCUCAUAGUUUAAUGAAUACAAUUUAGAAUGUUAUUAUGUAGACCGAAGCUGGGCUGCUAAAUUGCAAAUAUAUCCAAGGCUUCAUUUGAAGACCUGUAUUUUCUGGAAUUUAUUGGGAUUAUGAGCUACUUUCUAUAUUAGGAUGUAUUGAAGCACAUUAGUCUGACUUACAUAUUUGUACAAAGCUGUGUUGCUAGAAUAACAUGCAGUGCCGUUGACGAAGGAAACGUAAAGCGUACGAGUCGAGUCGAGAGCCGCCGUCCCACUUCCACAACCUCCACACCACACACUAAUCAUUCUCUCAGAUGAACUCUACAUGCUGGGCUAACCUGCCCUGCAAACCAGUUGACUAGUCCUGUGAAGGCUGAAUUUAUUUUUGUAAAUGACUGGUGAGUAAAUGUACAUCUGUUUGUCAGUCUGUUUGGUUUCCUCUCUCUCUUUCUCUCUCUCAAAAAUGUUCCUGUGUUCAGUUCCAUGCAGGUGAUGUAUGAUGUUGUCUGUUCAUCUUAAGGAGCGACCACAUAACAUGCUCUUAAUUCUUUUCUUUCUCCUUGUUCAUAUUUUUCUUGGCAAAGUCCUUGUCAUUUGUUCUUGGGUUUCAGUCGUUAGUGUGACCAUUACUUCAUCUUUUGCAUGGGAAGAGGAUGGCAUUUAAGAAAUGCAUGUUGUAGGCUAUGU
This is a messenger RNA of Neoarius graeffei (lesser salmon catfish), 3929 nucleotides long. It is a transcript of the gene fgf14, whose product is annotated as fibroblast growth factor 14. Bases 468 to 1220 code for a protein of 250 amino acids. Gene Ontology annotation, molecular function: growth factor activity; fibroblast growth factor receptor binding. Gene Ontology annotation, cellular component: cytoplasm. Gene Ontology annotation, biological process: fibroblast growth factor receptor signaling pathway; cell differentiation; positive regulation of gene expression. The record is from RefSeq and is a predicted model, not a curated record. Lineage: Eukaryota; Metazoa; Chordata; Actinopteri; Siluriformes; Ariidae. The transcript is spliced from 5 exons.